Messenger RNA from Loxodonta africana (African savanna elephant), 6991 nucleotides. RefSeq names its product telomere repeat binding bouquet formation protein 2 (gene TERB2). The record is from RefSeq and is a predicted model, not a curated record. Lineage: Eukaryota; Metazoa; Chordata; Mammalia; Proboscidea; Elephantidae. Bases 786 to 1475 code for a protein of 229 amino acids. Gene Ontology annotation, biological process: meiotic attachment of telomere to nuclear envelope; homologous chromosome pairing at meiosis. The transcript has 7 exons. Gene Ontology annotation, cellular component: nuclear inner membrane.
AAAAAAAAAAUCAGUCAUUGAAAACUCUAAUUAGCAGAGUUCUAUAUUAUUCUGACACACAAGGGGCCACCAUGCGUCAAUAGCAACUGGUUUAGUUUUUUGGUUUAUGCACAUAUUAGAAAUACAAAAAGACUGAAAAUCAAUCGUAUAUUUCAAGAAAUUAGAAAAGGAACAAUUUGAAACCAAGGAAAAGUAGAAGGAAAUCAUAAAGAGCAGAAAUUAGAGACGAAAGAAAUGUAUAAGAGUAUCAACAAAGCCCGAAGUUCACAGUUUAUUCUUUGAAAAGACUAAUAAAAUUGAAAAACCUCUAGUGCAACUAAAAAACAAAAAGGCACAAAUAACCAAUACCAGAAAUGAAAAAGGAACCAUCACUACAAAUUCUGCAGCCAUUAAAAAGGACUAUAAAAGUUUUAUGAAGAAUUUUAUAUUAAAUGGACCCAACACCAGAAAAAUAUAAUUUAUCAAAAUUGAUGUAAGAGGGGAAAAAACUGUAAAAGAAAAAAAAAAAACUGAAAAUUCUGAGAAAAUUGGAAAUUUGAGCACUGGUGCUACUUGACUAUCAGUCUUUUUAAUUUUUGCCAAGCCACAGUACUCCUCCGUGGUACGAGUGGAAAGCUGAGAGACUUCUAAACAAUCCAAAGAGCUGGUCACCUCAGCCUGGUAGUUACUGAUCUUGCUCCCUGCGCCUCAGGCAUUUCCCGCCCCCCUGCUCUUAAGAACCAAUCAUCGAGCUUGGCUCUGACCUGGGACCAAUCAGCGAGCUCGGCUCUGGCCCUUCCUCCCCGAUGUCCCUUGGUGGAGGUGGCGCCAUGUUCAAAGGGCAGCGGGGUUGGUUCUGUGGCAGCGUUAGCCCGGAUCUGAGGCAGUUCUGGGUGGCCGAAGGGGGGACGAUCAGUGACGCGCGGGCCGCCGACUUCUUGUUCAGCUGUGACGCCUCACACCCAGACACGCUGAGAAUAUAUCAGAGCACUGAUUAUAUGGAAGAUAACGCUACAGUGUUUCAUGCCUACUAUCUCUCUGCAGUAGCUAAUGCUGAAAUAAAAAACUCAGUGACAUUAGGUCAUUUCAUUCUUCCUCCUGCCAGCUUGCAAAAAGAAAUAAGAAGAAAAAUUGGUAAUUUUAUUUGGGAACAAGACCAACAUUCCUCGAUAGAAAAGCAUGAUGCAGUAAAACCAAAUGAAACAAAGACCGCUAAGGAAAGCAGUGAAGUAGCAACAGAGCACAACAAAGAAUUAUCCAAAAGCAGAGAAAAGCAUUUGGAAAGGACUCCAGUUGUAGAAAAGCAGAUGUACUUCCCUCUUCAGAACUACCCAGUGAACAACAUGGUAACAGGCUAUGUGUCUAUUGAUGCCAUGAAGAAAUUUCGUGGAGAGCUACAUGACUUCAUUCCUGGAAGCUCAGGAUAUUUAGCCUACCAUGUUCAAAAUGAAAUUAACAUGUUUGCUAUAAAAAACAAAUUGAAGAGGAAAUGCUAAGUUAGAUUUCCUUUAUAUCUGGGCACCAGUAUUUUCUAUAAAAUAUUAACAAAAUUGUGCAUAAUGUAAAAUGCUCCCCUUUGGGACUAGGAGAUGGGGAAAUGGGGGAGAAUUCGUCUUUUUCUUCCUCAAAAUGUGUCUUUAGGAAAUCCAGAACCUUUUUGGCUCUGUGUAAUGAGUGGCAUUUGGACUGGACUGUUACCUCAGUUUCUAACAUUACAUUCCCACAGUGUUUAUAGAGUCAUUGUCAUCAAAACAUGCUUCAUAAAAAGUCCUCUCAAGUGCUUUUUUGGUAUGAACACUAAUUUUACAUAUUUGGGUUUUUAUACGUAUAUACACACACACACAUGUUUCUGGGUUUAAUAUUGUGAAUGCUAAGCCUUCUGAUUCUGGUCAUCUUAUUUAAGAAAGCUUAGAAUGCCAUAGUUGAGUUCUGAAUUACUGUUUCUUACUUUAAAAAUGUGGAGUAAUUUUUUUCUCUAUUAAAAUUGAGAAAUAAAGCAUUUUAAUAAUUCAGACUUCAUUGUGGAUGGUUUCUGAAAUGAAAGCUUGAAAGGUGACUUGCUUAGGGUGACUAAAAUCUAACCGGUGGCUAAAUGAGGACUGGAACGCAAUCCUUCUGAUCUUCCAAGCUAGCCCUUCCCACCUGUCCCUCACUGUGUGCUGUAGUCAGUGUGUCGGGUGUAACAGGACAGCACAUCUGCAAGGGGGCCCGGAAAUACGCCAACAUGCCUGACUGGUGUUUCAAAUAAACUGGGACGCAGUGAUUUCAAGUAGGCAACUUAUCCUUAUUCACAUGGUCAUGCUAUAUAGAGUCUGGUGGGUUUAGUUGAUUUUAGAAAUUUAUAAGUAAAAUACUAUUUGUGAAGCUAUCAUCUCGUUAGAGCUGUACUUCUUCCUAGGAAGUACAUGUCAGCAACAGAAUUGUCUGAAAAAUGCACACUUUCUUAAGUGUUUGGAUUCAUUUGGGUGUAUGUGGGCCCUGGCUUUUCUCCCAUGACUCCAAUUGCAUAAUAUAAAAUUUUAGCACUACCUCAGCAUUUGAGAGUUUUAUUUUUCCUAUAUGGUAAUUUUUACUUGUAUUCAUACCUGUGGUUAAACCCUUCUGAAUUUGUAAAUAGAAAAAGACUAGACAUUAAUAACCUUUUCCUGAAACAUAUUAAUAUUAUCUUUCGAUACUUUAUCUUAGUCACGUUCACUUGACUAUGUUUCUUAUAUAGGAGCCAAGCCUAUUUGUGGAUCUUAAUUAUUAAAGGGAUUAAAUAAAUUUACACCAAGUUGUGUAUGUUGGGAUUUCUUGGAAGGGAAUUUUCAGUAUUUAGGAAAUUUUUCUGACAUAUACUGUAUAUGUUAACAUAGUCAAUCAUAACUACACCUGUUUUCAAACAAAAGUGAUUAUGUCUUUAUGUGUGUAUAGAAAAAGCCAGAUGCAGUACAUAGCUUUGAAAUACUGCCAGAAGCAAUAAAAUUAAUUGAUAACAUAAAUCUUUCAGGAGUUGAAAGCAUAUGAAGACGUAAAAUAAGCAAAGAUAAACUAUUUGUUUUGUUAAGUUUAUUGUCUUAAAGCGAAGUGAAAAGUAGUAUGAUUUCAAUUAUUUGUCAUUUAAGCUGUUUCUUCUUAUUUGCCCUAAAAUAUCUGAUCAAUAUUGCCUUUGGUCUAUCUUAUAAAAAAUAUUCCCUCCACCUUUAGGACUUCCGGUUAUUUCUCCACCCUUUGCGCAACUGUGUUUCCUCUAGGCACAGUCGUUUCUCACACUGUUUAAUUUAGUGUGUUGUUUUAGUCAUAUUAUUUCUUUCAUCGUUUGUAUCCAGAUUAUUUUUUCUCUCUAGUUUUUGGUAGGAUUUUGUGUAAUUAAAUAAGUUAUGAGUCUCUGGCAGAGUCUGCUAGUUAUUUCUGAAUGUCUUUCUUCUCUCUUUCGUGAUGAUAGAACCUCUAAUUUAUAUCUGAGCACAAGCUACCUAGAUGAAGUCCACAUUCUCAGUCUUCCUUGAAAUUAAGUAUGGCGAUGUCAUAAAAUUUUGGCCAAUGUAUGUAAAGUGAAAAUAGUAUCUGAGAACUUUCCUUAAAGAUAUUCGAUGCCCACCCUUUGUCCCUUCUUCCAUCUUGAUAACUAGAAUGGGGAUAUGAUAGCUGCCAUCUUGAACUGUGAGAGGCAGAACCACACCCUAGGGUUAGCAAAGUAGUGAGCUGGAAGGAGUCUCGGGUCCUGAGGACAUUAUGGGGAAUUUUGCCAUCCCAGCCCUAGUUUUGGAAUACCAUUUUCUUUCUUUAAAGACUGUCUUGACCUAGUUUCAAGUUCCUGUGAAUCCAGUCCAUUCCUUUUUACGAGCAGCUGAUUAAGUCUACUAUCCAACGACUUAUCAGAUUCUUACACUCCUGGGCUAUUGUGCACCCAUCCUAAUUGCCCUGGGGCCAGGUACCCAACGACUAGGGACAGCCCCUAUGCCCCUGGAGUCUGCAGAAUUAUUCAGAAUGCCCAGUCCUCAGGAAGCCCUCAAAACCUAGCUAACCCCCCGUCCUUCCAUACAUAAGCCCUCUCCUACAAUUCCAACUUCUUGUUACCUUGUCUGCAGGUGUAGCCCUGCAUCGUGGCGUGCUGUGCCUCCCUGUCUCUGGGAAUCAUGAGUAUAACAGACCUACUUACUUUUCAUGGCCCCCCUGACUCCUCUUUCCCACAUCACACCUGACUUAUCAGCCCACACAUUUGUCAGAGCAGGGCUGCCUAUCUCUAGACAUUUAUGUGGCAGAGAAAUUAACUUCUGCUUUGUUUAAGCCACUAUAUUUUUGUCUCUUGGUGCCAAAGUAAUCAUAAUUGAGCUUUAAGGGCAGGCUACUGACUUUUUAUGGGAGUGAAUUGUGUGGAAGAUACUGGUUACUUGGACCUGUAAAAUGUUGACAGGUCUGUGGCCCUGAAGUUAUGUAGUUAAAAAAAAAAAUGUAGAUAGCACAUGUUUAUUAGAUUUAUAACAGCUUUAGCAGAAGAUCGUUCUUUGAAAUGGAGUGUUUGGUUUUAAACUGUUACUUAACAGAGUGACAACCUGAAAAUAUCCUCAGGGUUUAAUAAUAAAUGAAUAGAAUAUCACCUUAAAUCAUUUUGCAUCAAUUUAAUGAAGUAACCAUUUUUUAAUUUUUAACAUCUUUAUUAAGAUAGAAUUCAUAUAUCACACAGUUCACUUGUGUAAGUGUGCAAUUCAGUGGUUUUUAGUAUAUUGGCAGAGUAGUAAAACCAUCACUACAAUCUAAUUUUAGAAUAUUUUCAGGACCCCAAAAAGAAACCCUAUACCCAUUAGCAGUCGCUUCCCACUCCAGGCCUCCGCACCCACACCCCAGCCCUGGGCAGCUACUAAUCUGCUUUCUGCUGCUUGUGGCCUUGCCUCCUCUGGGUAUUCUGUAUGAAUGGGAUCAUGUGUGUGAAUGGCUCCUUUUGCUCAGCAUAAUGUGUUCAAGGACAUCAUGUGGCAGUGUGUAUCAGUACUUCAUUCCUUUUUAUUGCCAAGUGUCAUGGAUUGAAUUGUAUCCCCCCAAAUAUCUGUCAACUUCUCUAGGCCAUGAUUCCCAGUACUGUGUGAUUGUCCACCCUUUUGUCAUGUGAUGUGAUUUUCCUAUGUGUUGUAAAUCCUACCUCUAUGAUGUCAAUGAGGUGGGAUUAGCGGCACUUAUGUUAAUCAGGCAGGACUCAAUCUACAAGAUUAGGUUGUGUCCUAAACCAAUCUCUUUUGAAAUACGAAAGUGAGAAGCCAGCAGAGAGACAUGGGGACCUCAUACCACCAAGAAACAAGAGCCAGGAGAAUAGUGUGACCUUUGGACCCGGGAUACCUGCACUGAGAAGCUCCUCGACCAGAAAAGAUUGAUGACAAGGACCUUUCCCCAGAGCUGACAGAGAGAGAAAGACUUCCCCUGGAGCUGGCAGCCUGAAUUUAGACUUCUAGUCUUCUACACUGUGAAAGAAUAAAUUUCUCUUUGUUAAAGCUAUCCAUUUGUGGUAUUUCUGUUAUAGCAGCACUAGAUAACUAAGACACCAAGUAAUAUUCCAUUGUAUGAAUAUACCACAUUUUAUUUAUUUAUUCAUCAUGGAUGGACAUGUAGGUUGUUUCCACUUUCAGCUAUUAUGAAUAAUGCUGCUAUGACAAUUUCACGUACAAGUUUUUGUAUGGAUGUGUGUUUCAUUUGUGGGGGUAUCUAUCUAGGAGUGGAAUUGCUGGGUCAUAUGGUGACUCUGUGUUUAACAUUUUGAAGAACUGCCAGACUUUGCCAAAGUGGCUGUAUAAUUUUGUGUUCCCACCAGCUCUGUAUGAGGGUUUCAAUUUCUCCAUAUCUGUAUCAACACUUGUUACCAUCUAUCUUUUUGAAUAUAGGCAUCCUAGUGGAUGUGAGGAAACCCUGGUGGCAUAGUGGUUAAGAGCUACGGCUGCUGACCGUAAAGGUUGGCUGUGUGAAUCUGGAAACUCUAUGUGACAGCUCUACUCUUCCCUACAGGGUCGCUGUGAGCUGGAAGCAACUUGACGGCAAUGGGUUGGGGUUUUUUUUUCGUGUGUGUGGUUGUGAACUGGUCUAUCACUGUGGUUUUGAUUUGUAUAUCUCUAAUGGCUAAUGAUGUUGAGCAUCUUUUCACAUACUUAUGGGCCAUUUGUAUAUCUUCUUUGGAAAAAUGUUUAUUCAGAUCCUUUGCCCAGUUUUUAAUUGGGUUAUUUGUCUUUUUAUUGUUGAGCUGUAAGAGUUCCUAUGUAUUCUGGAACUAGAUCCUUAUCAGAUAUAUGACUUGCAAAUAUUUUCUCCCAUUCUGUGGGUUGUCUUUUCAUUUUCUUGAUGGUAUGGUUUGAAGCACAAAAGCUUUUAAUUUUAAUAAAGUCUAAUUUAUUUAUUUUCUUUUGUUGCAUGUGCUUUGGUUUUUGUAUCCAAGAAGGCUUUGCAUAACCCAAGAUUUACUUCUAUAUUUUUUCUAAGAGUUUUAAACUUUUAAUCUUACAUGGUCUAUGAUUCAUUUUGAGUUAAUUUUUGUAUAUGGGGUGAGGUAAGGGUCCAAAUUCAUUCCUUUGCAUGUAAAUAUCCAGUUCCGGCACCGUUUGUUGAAAAGACUAGCCUUUCCCCCUUUGAGCUGUCUUGGGGAGAAAAAAAGAAAAAACAGUUGCUGUCAAGUUGGUUCCAACUCAUAGCAGCUCCGUGUGUCAGAAUAGAACUGUGUGUGCUCCAUAGGAUUUUCAAUGGCUGAUUUCUUAGAAGUAGAUCACCAGGCCUUUCUCUCAAGGUGCCUCUGGAUGGACUCGAACCACCAACCUUUCAGUUAGCAGCUGAGCAUGUUAACCAUUUGGACCACCCAGGGACUCCCAUUUUUAAAUGUUAUUUUUCUGAUUAUGUGUAAUGUAGUCUUAUAAAAAAAUUAAACAUAAAUAUAUAAUAUGAAAAGUAAAAGACUCUUAGAAUGCCACCUCGAAAGAUAAUAACUGCCAACACUAUAAAUGAGUGCAUUUGAAUAAUUGAUCUCUAAGGGACCUUCCAGCCUUCCAAGUCUAUAAAA